AUGUCUGUGGUCAAGUCACUGCCGAGCGUCCUCAUCGCCGUGCUCCUGAACCUCAUGAUUUGCAUUCCGUUCGGACUCUCGUUCUUUCCGCUCGAGUGGGACGAAAUGCCGGCACCCCGCGCGAUUGGCAUCCAAAUGUUCCUCCUCACGACCGUGCUUUGUCAGUUCAUCUUUGCGGCGCGAAGCUCGUUUGAUUGCUCUGUCGGCAUGAUGAUGGUCGAGAAUGUUCCGUUCAUGCACACGCUGUCCAUGUCGAUUCUCAACCAAGUCGGCAUGGAUUCGCCCAAGGCGCUGCCCACGAUUCUCGUGACGUACGCGCUCUCGACGAUCGUUGUCGGAGUUCUCUUUUACGCGUUGGGCCACUUCCGCCUUGGCUCCAUCGUUUACCUCUUCCCCAAGCACAUCAUCAUCGGCGCCAUUGGCGGCAUUGGUGCUUUCGUCGUGCAGAGCGGGAUCCAAAACGCGACCGGCGUUUCGUUCGAGUGGACGUACGAUGGUCUUGUGCGUCUCGUUCAAAAUGAUAUCUUUUGGCUCUGGAUCGUCUCGGUCAUUCUCGUAUUUGCUCUCGGCGUCCUUCUCCGAUUCAACAAGUCGCCGCUCUGCUCGCCCUUUUUCUUCGUGUCCAUCCCGCCGCUCUUUUACGUUGUCCUGCUCCUCUGCGGCAUUCCAGUCGAGACGGCACGCGCAAACGGCUGGUUCUUUGACAAGCCUCCCCAGGUGCCUUUCUACGCCCUUUGGACGUACUAUGACUUCUCGCUCGUCGAAUGGUCUGUGAUUCCCAAGCAAAUGGGCACCCUCGUGGGCCUCAGCCUCUUCUCGCUCAUGCACGUGCCGAUCAACAUCCCGUCCUUGAGUCUGACAACAGGGCUUGAAGUCGAUAUCAACGAAGAGCUCAAGGCCCACGGCAUCUCCAACACACUUGGCGGAGCGUGCGGCAGUGUACAGAAUUACCUCUGCUACUCGACGUCUGCGCUCUACUACAAGUGCGGUGGCGGCGGUCGCAUCCAGUCGUUCUUGAUCGGCGCUAUUCUGAGUAUCUUUUCUUCACUGGCCCAAGUGCUGUGGCAUAUGUGCCCCGAGGCGGUCGUCGACACGUACCACGAGCUCGAUCUCUUCGAGUACACGAAUGUCUGGAUUAUCGCGCUCACGAUGACCUUCUGGGGCAUGAACGAAGUAGGCCUGGCGGUGGGAGCGCUUCUUGCGUGCAUUACAUUUGUGGUGCAAAGCGCGCCGGCAGGGCCCUUGCGCGGCAGUAUGUCGGCAGCAACGCUGCGUAGCACUGCGUGGCGCUCAACAGCAGACUUGGAGAUCCUCGACUGCAUGAUGCGCAACGUCCACGUCGUCCAGCUCAAGGGCCACUUGUUCUUCGGCAACAUCCACAAACUCUCCGAGUACGUGGCAAAGAUCCUCGAAGAUUCGCCGCAACUGGAGUACCUGGUGGUGGAUUUUACACUGGUCGUCGCACUCGACUCGUCUGCCGCCGAUCGCCUGACGAAGCUCAAGCACGUCUGCGCGGCCCAUGACGUGCACCUCGUCUUUACUGCAAUUCCAGCGGCUUACGAGCGCUUCAAGACGUCGAUGGUGGCGUCAUUUGGCACGUCGAAAUCGCGCUGUCGGUUCUACGCGGCCAACGACCUCAAUGGCGCUAUCGAGUGGUGCGAAAACAGCCUCCUGCAGCAAUACAAGAUCUUGCACACGCCCGUGUCGCUCUCGCCGCAGCCCGAGAAGCCGGCGUUUAUCUCGCGCCUUGAGGUGCUCUGCCCGCACGAGUCACCGACUGUUAUUCUCUCGCUCCUUGGAUACUUUGAACGCCAAGUCCUCGAAGCUGGAGUUUGUGUGUGGCGCCAGGGCGAUUCGUCCAACUCGUCGAUGAUCUUGGCCGAAGGUCGCCUCCAGGCAAUCGUCGAAGAAGAAGCUGGCACGACGGAGGACAUUCCGGUGGGAGCGUUGAUCGGUGAGCUCUGUCUUUUGACGGGGGAAAAGCGCAAGACCUCGAUGUAUGCGACGGAGCCAAGUGUCGUGUACGUCUUGACGCUGCAAAAGUUCCAAGAGAUGCUUCAGAAGGACAGCUACCUGGCGUUCCUCUUCCAGGGAAUCGCGCUGCGCUACGUGUCGCUGCGCUUGCAGUACGUUGGCAACCGUAUCUGGGAGUCCAAGUGCAUCCCCAUCUAA
This is a messenger RNA of Saprolegnia parasitica CBS 223.65, 2172 nucleotides long. RefSeq lists its product as hypothetical. The record is from RefSeq and is a predicted model, not a curated record. The transcript has 11 exons. Bases 1 to 2172 code for a protein of 723 amino acids. Gene Ontology annotation, cellular component: membrane. Lineage: Eukaryota; Oomycota; Saprolegniomycetes; Saprolegniales; Saprolegniaceae.